CUCUGACUAUUGGGUUUCGACGCGGAAGAAAGAGAAUGCGACCGUCCAUGGCGAUCUUUCGGAGACGCCUCUUCUCGCUACCUCAAAUCUUCUAGGGUUCUUGGCCCCUCGAAUUCCCUCGGAACCGUCCUUAUCGGCCUCCUCCUCCACCGACGCCGAAAUGUCCUACGGCGGUGCCGCCCCCCUCCACCAGUCCUCCCAGUCGGACAUCGACGAGAUCGAGAACCUCAUCAACGACAGCGUCCGGUUUGGCCCCGCUACCAUCCUUCCCGCGCGGCCACCCAGCUCUCCCCGCGCCUCCAUCCCCGUCUCCUCCUCCCCCUUCGUCCCCUCCGCCCUCCACCCGCUGCCCUCUUCAAACAAGAAGCCCCUGCCACAUUUCGCUGUCCCGUCAUUUUCUGCCGGACCCUCCCCCCAGGGAAUCGCCACCGAUGGACUUGGUCCGCCCACCAACACGCUGACGGAGCCCAUCUGGGACACCGUCAAGAGGGAUCUCACUCGGAUAGCGACCAACCUGAGGCUGGUGGUGUUCCCGAACCCUAACCGGGAGGAUCCGGGGAAGGCGCUCAGGGAUUGGGACCUGUGGGGCCCCUUCUUCUUCAUCGUCUUUCUUGGGCUCGUUCUUUCUUGGUCGGCCUCGGUGAAAAAGUCGGAGGUGUUUGCUGUUGCAUUUGCAGUACUUGCAGCGGGUGCCAUAAUUCUGACGUUGAAUGUUUUGCUGCUGGGUGGGCACAUCAUCUUCUUUCAGAGUCUCAGUCUUCUGGGAUAUUGCCUGUUUCCUCUGGACAUUGGAGCUCUAAUCUGCUUGCUGGGAAGCAAUGUCAUCAUCAAGAUGAUGGUUGUGUUGGUAACAUUUUCAUGGAGUUCCUGGGCUGCGUACCCUUUCAUGAGCACAGCUGUGUCAUCACGACGGAAAGCGUUGGCCCUGUACCCGGUUUUCCUCAUGUAUAUCUCUAUUGGCUGUCUGAUCAUUGCUGUUGAUUGAGGCAACAAGUUGCUGAUCGCUUCUGGGAGCCUCACAAUUUAUGCUCUUUGGUGUCCUCUCUUUGAUCAAAAUAUAGUCACAUACAGAUAUAGAUGGUCACUGCCGUGUCACUUCUUUCUUUUUGAUCAUAUUCGUUCAUUUUUUGUCAGAUUAGAGAACAUGAUGACCUCUUGGGCUUAAAAUUGUCAAGCCGUCGGUAUCUGUUUUGUGAAUUUUAUAAUAGAGGAUGCUUCCAGAUAUAACAAUAAACUGCAGCAAAGAAAAGCCAUUUGAAGGCUUGGAAAGAACUACCAUUUGCAGGUAUUUUGAACGGUAGGUUGAGAUUGUAACUGUACAUUCUAGUUUGUUGCUUUGAAAUUAGUUAAAGACUAGUUAGAUUGUGUACGUA
Elaeis guineensis (African oil palm) is the source of this 1373-nucleotide messenger RNA. Its product is annotated as protein YIP4b. Gene Ontology annotation, biological process: endoplasmic reticulum to Golgi vesicle-mediated transport. Gene Ontology annotation, cellular component: membrane; trans-Golgi network. The record is from RefSeq and is a predicted model, not a curated record. Lineage: Eukaryota; Viridiplantae; Streptophyta; Magnoliopsida; Arecales; Arecaceae.